UGCAGGAUCCAUAUCAUCAACUUUGUUUGAAGUGUUUACUUAAGAGUUCACAGUUGCCAUCCCUCUAGACGGAGACGGCAACAGUCAAAAGUUAUCACACUGUCCCGAAACGUCCUAUCAUGCAUGAUAUAGUAAGCUGAUAGCAUGGCAGAAGUUGAGGAAAGGGUUGAGCAGGACCUACACCUUGCUUUACAGAUUCAAAAGAAUAUUUCCCUAGGGUUAGACAUACUGAAAAAUUCUGUUUCCAUAUUAAAAGAUCACUUGGAAAGUUCAGUUAACCAAGCUUUUCUGAAGCAGUUACAGGGAACCAAUGGCACAAUACCCUGCAUGCAACAUGUCCAAGCUGGGAAACAGCAGUUUGAAAACACUCCAGGAAACUUUGUUGAACAAGUUAAAACUAACAGUCAGCAAAUGGUAGCCCUGUUUGAAAGUGCCUACUGUACAUUGGAGCGAUUGGUUACUUGCCUUACGAUAAAGGUAAAAGACUGGCAAUCACAAUUUCAGUUGUGUUAUGCCAAACUGAUGGCACAACCAGAUCUGGAGAAAAUCGCACCAUGGUGUGCCAAGGUUGGACAGAUCUUGCAUGAACUGCUGGGUGAAAGCUUUGAAGCUUGGCACACAAUUUUGAAAAGUGUUCCUGUAAAUGAUCCAGAAAUGUUUCUGACUGAACAUCAAAGACAGCGGUCAGGUUUCCAGAGUUUGAUGACCCGCUUCAUUCAGAGCACCUUUGUAGUCUCUGAGCAAGCAGACUUCUCUAUAAAAACUUUGAAGAAAUAUUUUCCAACAAUUCGUAUCAGAGUGCUGGCUGCUGACUACAUUUAUGACCAUUCAGGAGCAGUUAAAGUCUAUUUUGCAUCAGAACCAGACCUGAAACAAUGUUUCCAUGGUGAUAACCUUGACAUUGAAACUUUAGAAGAAAAGGAAAUAAAAACUGUGCUUGAGUCCCCGACAACGCUAGAAUUAAAAUCACGGAAGGGCACAGAUAAAAUGGAAUGCUGUUUUGAAAAUCUUCAUUUUGAACAGCCAUUUAAGAGACAGAAAGCAAAGGAAAUGAAAGUAUAUGAAGACAAAUAUAGGGUCGUUUUUGUUACACAGAUUGAAUCAGAAACAUAUUUGACAAUAUCUCUUCCAUUGGUUGUUAUAAGUGCGUCAAACCAAGAGAUAGAUGGUCUAGCUUCUAUCAUGUGGCAGUGCACUUCAACAGAUGUUUUCUCAAUUGAAGAAGAAACACCAGCCGAGAUGAAAUGGUCAGCUGUUGCUUGGAUGCUUAAACAGAAGCUUUCUUUGAUUUCGCAGUCACACAAUCUAACUGAAGAUAACAUCACACACCUCAAAAACAGACUGUUUGGUGAAGAAAACAAAUCAGAUGAUGACCUUGUGUCAUUGACGCAGUUUUGUUCUGUUGAAAUGCAAGGUUUACCAAAAGAAAAAUUUUCCUUCUGGAAGUGGUUCCUGGGAAUUUUUAAUGUGAUAGAGGAUUAUCUAUUACCUUACUGGAAUGAUGGAUUGAUAAAAGGGUUUGUUAAAAGGAAAGAUGCGGCGCGAAUGUUGUUACAGUGUGAACGAAGUGGAACAUUUAUCCUGAGAUUCGCUGACACAGAGCUCAAUGACAGAGAUGGGCUAAAAAAUGUAGAGGGUUUACUAAAGGCAUCCGUGCUUUGCAUAAACCUUAAUACAACAAAGAAAAUGGGUAAGAGGAACAGUACAGGUCAGCUGGAACUUACGGAAAAAAAGAUAGAAAAUCUAGAUUUACCUGAUCCACCAGAGAAACUGGCCAAUAUUUUAGACGAUGAAAAGAAACUCUUUUACUGUUAUUUAUACCCCAGUGAUAAGUCAAGGAAGGAACUCUUCAAUAAAUACUAUGAAGAAAAAAAGGAGGAAAGCACCUUGCUUGCCAAGGUAUACACGGAUCCUUCUAAGGUGGGACCUACAAUUAAUGAUCUACAACAAACGUUCAGAGAAAUCAGCCUCAUUAAAGAAAUUGGAAGUUCACUUGCUGAGCACAGUUUACAAUCAGAACCCAGAAUAGUAAAGAAAUCUAGAAGAAGUGAUGGAAUGGUGAAAUCUGAUGAGGUGUCAAUAAACGGUCAGACAGACAUUUCUUCUGAUGUUUCUACGCAAAACCACAGCCCAUUAAAUUUAGUGCAGAACACAUGUGAUGAGCAAAGCCCAGAACAUCUAGGAUAUUUAGACCAAAGUCCAACACAGUCUGUGCCCAAUCAUACUUUUCAGGGGCAUUUCACGAAAGAAUUAAAUCAAGACGCAGUUGUACCAGAUUCGCCUGAUAGGCCUUUGCUACCAACAGUAGUUGAAGACAUGGAUGUUCUUGAACCGUCCAGUAAUAAUUUCUGUUACCGGAAAAAGUUUUGUAAGAAAAACGCUUACCAAAAGAAUCUGGACAAAACUUCACAAUUCGACAGCAGUCCUAGGGAACAAAUCCUUUUCUUGGACACUCCCGCUGUUGAAAUAGCAUCAAAUCAAAAGCUUGACAGCAUUUUGGGUUCGCUGGACAAAUCUUCGAAAAUGGGAGGAGACAGUGCAGCUGUAGGAGAAGUUUAUGUUUCGAAUGAGAGAACAGGCAUGGCAGUUCACGAUGGAAAUAUGACAGUAGGAGGAGCAUCCUCUAAAGAAGAAUCUCAGUCCGUAAAUGAUUUAAUUUUAUCACUGGGAGGAACCAGUACGCAUGAUGGGAGAGAUAAACAGGCAUUGGUUGAUACUGCUACAUCGGUAGUUGGUGCAGGUGGAUCAGCAGUUUCAAAAGAUAAUGCCACUGUAGUAGUGAGUAAUUUCGUCAUGUCAAUAGGAAGAGACUUGUUGAGCCAGGUUCCUAAUCAAGUUGAUGGGCAGACCUUUCAAGAAGUUGAUAACUGUGGGGCUUCUAAAGUACAUGCUCCACAAAAUCAACAAGUUCCACUUGCAUUUAGUUGCUUAGAGGCAUACUCGAAGUUGUCACCGUCAACUUUAAGUGAAUUAAAGCAGACUUUAAAGCCAGAUCAGUUUAGACAGGUUUUACUUUGGACCCAAAUUGAAAAUGAUGAAGUUGAAACAGGUAUGCCUGUUACAAUUGCUGUUGAAUUUGGAGAGGAAAUUGCUGACAUCGAGGCAGAUUCGCCAUUUCAUCAAAAUGCAGAACUUUGUAUGGAAAAUGCUACCACAUUCGCUGAACAUGAGAACAGCUUGGACGGAUUACUAAACGCUGACCUUCUGAAUGAUGACACAAUUCCAGACCUACAAGAUUUUGACAUGCUCCUUGAUGAAUUAGAGACAAAGUAACGUAAUCAAAAUGUGAAAGACAUAGUGUUUUCAAGGAUGUAUUCCCAUUUGUAAAAAACUGAAAAUAACUUUAAUCUUUUUUAUUCAUUUUCGUGGAAAUUUUAGAAGGAUAUUAUGUGACCAAUUAGACAUUCCAAUCAUUACUUGCUUCAGCGCACGAAAAGUCGAUAUUUUUAAAGAAGUACCUGCAGUGUAUUGUCUUGGACGAUCAUGAUUUUAUGUCUAGAUUGUAUGUCGAGAGCGGACCAGUUUUGGAUCGAGAACUUUGACGUCUGAAUAUACAAACUAGUAUUGCGGUUAAUGGUCCAUACGUUGGGAAUAUAGGCGAAAAGAAGAACAGCGAUGACCAAACCGCUCGUAAAAAAACAUUAAAGUUGUUAAUGAGCUCAAUGAAGAUCAUGGUUAUGCAGCAUGAAACUGCAGCAUAAACAGUGUCUUAUAUUUUCAGUCUUAUACUUUGAUUUUUUAAAGAUAAGUAUUUAUGUGUCUAAUGUUUAAUAUGCAUAAUUAAUUAAUUAAAGUCAAACGUUUUACAAA
Messenger RNA from Mercenaria mercenaria, 3810 nucleotides. RefSeq names its product signal transducer and activator of transcription 3.1-like. Gene Ontology annotation, biological process: regulation of cell population proliferation; defense response; cell surface receptor signaling pathway via JAK-STAT. The record is from RefSeq and is a predicted model, not a curated record. Gene Ontology annotation, molecular function: RNA polymerase II cis-regulatory region sequence-specific DNA binding; DNA-binding transcription factor activity, RNA polymerase II-specific. The coding region runs from base 145 to 3273 and encodes 1042 amino acids. The transcript is spliced from 18 exons. Lineage: Eukaryota; Metazoa; Mollusca; Bivalvia; Venerida; Veneridae.